Molecule: messenger RNA, 3443 nt
Organism: Cryptomeria japonica (Japanese cedar)
Lineage: Eukaryota; Viridiplantae; Streptophyta; Pinopsida; Cupressales; Cupressaceae
Product: receptor-like protein EIX2
Exons: 1
Coding region: 44-3376 (1110 amino acids)
Molecular function (GO): protein binding
Source: RefSeq, a predicted model, not a curated record
UAGGUGUAGUAGUAGUUCAUUGCUUCAUAUUGUUCUGACCAAAAUGAGCUCUCGUGAUGUUUCUUGUAGGGGAUGCUUCUCAGAGAGAUUGUUGUGGACCUUGAUGGGGUCUCUGCUAUUGCUGCCAAUUUGUUGGGUAUCUUGUUGUCCACAAGGUGAGAAAAUUUCUCUCUUGCAGUUUAAGAGAAGUCUUCAAGACCCAUCUGAUCAACUGAAAACGUGGAAUGCUUCCACUAACUGCUGCGAGUGGAAGGGAAUCCAAUGCCAUAAUAUAACAGGGCACGUUAUUCAAUUGGAUCUUCGGAGUCCUCUAGGCAACAAGCUGGCAAGCCCCUGGAAGAAUUUAACCCGUUCUGUUCUUUCCCCUUUGAAUGACGAACGUGACGUUCUUUCGCCAUUGUUUAAUCUAACAAUGUUAGAACGCUUGGAUCUCAGCUACAACGCUUUCAUUGAUGUUGGUGUCCCUCAGCAACUCACCACGCUGAAAUAUUUGCGCUAUUUGAACUUGUCAAAUGCUAGAUUUGCCGGAAAGAUACCCAUGGAGCUGGGCAACAUGUCCACGUUGCGCUUCUUGGAUCUUUCAACCAAUUCCUACAUUUCCUCUUCUUCCAUCGUAAUUGAGGACAUGCACAUGUGGAUAGGAAACAUGAGAGAUUUAGAGGAGCUUCUGCUGGACGGGGUGAAUAUGACGAAAGUGGCAAGCGAUGAAUGGAGCAAAGCUAUCUCAACCAUGCACAACCUCAGGCGUCUUCAAAUGUCUAACUGUAUGCUCUCUGGCCCAAUUCCCCCUUCCCUUGCUAAUCUUACCCGUCUAACCUACCUCCAACUUGGUGGCAAUUCCUUCUUCUCGUCCAUACCUGCUCGCUUACACAACCUUUCCAACCUGGUUUCUCUCAAGCUUAGCAGCUGUCACCUCAAUGAUUCAAUCCCUUCUGAUCUAUUGAGCCUUCCGAACCUGCAAGAAAUUGACUUGUCGGCCAAUCUGGAGUUGGGAGGGGAACUUUCAAGCAUUCUGCCGCGACACUCUACCAGGCUUAAGAGCCUUGUUCUUACAGCAACGAGUGUAGAAGGAGCUCUUCCAGAUUCAAUUGCCAACAUCUCCUCGCUAACUCUCUUGGAUAUCUCGUACUGCUCUGUCCAAGGUCAACUUCCUCCAUCCAUUGCUAAUCUUAAGGGACUUGUAAUGUUGGAUAUGUCAAAUAACAAAUUAAAAGGAAGUAUACCGCCGUUUGGGGCUAAGCUCCGCUAUGUUCACUUGAGGCAAAACCUAUUGACCGGUAACAUUCCAUCCCUUGACAUGACCACCAUCAAAAGCCUUGACCUGAGCAACAAUGAAUUGAACGGGACAAUUCCUUCCUUGGCCAACAUGAAGUCCCUUGUUCUGCUUGAUCUGAGUAAUAACCUCUUGACUGGCCAAAUCCCGGCUUCCGUUGGUCAACUCCUUUCCCUCAGUACGCUUUGUCUUAGCAACAACUUGUUAACACAUGCCAUACCUCACAACAUUUCAAAUCUAUCUCAACUGAAGGUUCUUUCCUUAUCCUCAAAUUGGAUAACCGGGAACCUUUCAGAGACCCACCUUCAUAAUCUCUCCAGUCUGGUAUAUCUAGACAUUUCGAACAAUGCGCUAACUGUGAAAGUCAGUCCCAAUUGGAUUCCCCAAAACUCGUUUAGAACAUUGAAAUUAAGAUCAUGUAACAUGCAGGGUGAUUUGCCGGCCUUCUUAAUAACUCAAACUUCCAUUGCCGAUUUGGAUUUAUCCAAUAACAGUUUAUCCGGUCAUAUUCCUGCGUGGAUAUGGGAUUCCCUUCCUCUUCAACAGCUCAACCUAUCCUAUAACAGUUUUGCAGGUGAUUUACCCUAUAAGCUAAUGGGGCCCAAAACACUGAAGAUUCUGGACUUGCAUCACAAUAACUUUCAUGGUCCACUUCCGCUUCCACCUCCUUCAGUGGUUGUAUUGGAUCUCUCAGAAAAUCAAUUUUGUGCAUCCAUUCCAGCUGAAAUUGGCGAGAAUAAAUUUAGUUACCUGUCUCUGUCUCACAACAAUCUCAGUGGUAGCAUUCCAUCUACAAUAUGUGAAGGGUUGUCUAUGGAGAUUCUGGAUUUUUCAUAUAACAGUCUUACAGGUAAGAUUCCUCCAAGUUUUGUAAACUGCAGUUGUCUUGAGGUGUUGAAUUUGGAGAACAAUUGUUUAGAAGGUGAGCUGCCAGUGGAGUUGGGAAACAUGACUUCGCUUCAAACAUUGAAAAUCAGGGGAAAUCUUCUAAAUGGAACUCUGCCAAACCUUGGCAAUUGUAAGCAGUUGCAGAUAUUAGAUGUGGGAGAUAACAGUCUGACAGGGAAGAUUGCUUCAAAUUGGAUUGUAGAGCUUCCUAAUCUUAAGAUUUUAAUCUUAAGAUCAAACAGAUUUGUAGGAAGUGUACCUGCUGAUAUAAGCAAAGUACCCUCUCUUCAAAUCUUAGACCUUUCAAUGAACAGUUUUUCAGGAGUAAUUCCAAACAGCCUUUCAGAGAUGAAGGGCAUGGUAAAAGACUCAAUGAAUACAAGAGUCCUUGAAUUUGGAUUGAUAAAAGGUUUAACAUAUGUAGAGAAAAUAAUCAUCAGAAGCAAAGGAUUGGAGCUGGAGUUUGUCAGAGCUUUGAGUCUAGUCAAAUGUCUUGAUCUAUCAAGCAAUAGAAUAUCUGGCCAUAUCCCUGAAGGUAUUGGAUCUCUCACUGGAUUGAUCAUUCUUAAUAUUUCAAGAAAUCAUAUUAAUGGUGGUAUACCCAAGUCCUUGGGAAAAAUGGAACAGCUAGAGUCGCUUGACCUCUCGCAUAACCAACUGUCUGGAAUUAUUCCUGUAGUGUUGGUGAAUCUCACAUUCCUAAGUUACUUGAACCUGUCAUACAAUAAUCUUACAGGAAAUAUUCCGCUAGGAGGGCAGUUCUUGACAUUUGAAGCCUCAUCCUUCGCACAUAAUUCAGGUCUAUACGGCCUCCAACUGAAGGAGCCAUUCUUGCCUUCGCCAAAGGAUGAAAGCAGGCCGAAGACAAAAGAAGGGGCGAACAAAAGCAGGGCAAUAGAGGGAAUUGACAGUUUCAUUGUGUUGAUGGGGAUGAGCUUUGGAAUAGGCGCGGGUAUAAUAAUAGCUCCUUUGUUGCUUCUGAAAACACAGCGGGAGAAGUUCUUCCAUUUGUUAGACACUAUAUUGAUUUGGGUUAUCGACUUGAUUCCCUGUGAGAAGUUGACCCCCUGUAAGAAGCUGUCGAUGGUGAAAAUCUUGGCCGACGAAGACCAAGCGCAUUCCGAAGAAAGCAAGAAAUUAAUACGUUUUUGUGUUCGUUGUACUCAAAUUGACAGAGAGACUAAAACUACAGUAAAGACUCAAUGUAUAUGUUGACCAAUUUUUAUUUUUUUUCCUAUGAAAAGGGCGAGAAAAAUUUGGUUUAUGGUUUCUAUAAUAUAAA